AUGUCAGAUUUAGAUUCAUCUGUUACACAUAUUGUGUAUCUGAACAAUUCAAAGCAAGAUCCUGUACUGCCUGUUAAUAAAAAUUGUUUCCAGAUAUCUGCAUCAUGGAUUUGGCAGAGUAUAAAAAAGUCGGUGUGUUUACCAGAAUCACAAUUUAAGAUAAUAAAACAACGUGUAUGCCAGACUUCAGAUGACAAUACAUGUCACUCUUAAAAAAAGAAUAACAAAUCACCUUUGGUCUUGUAUAAUUACCACUAUUAUUAUUUAUAUAUAUACUGUUUUGUAUACAGAACACUGUUCAACCUUGAGAUUAUUUAAAUAUACAUAUUUUUUAUAUCA
Messenger RNA from Trichobilharzia regenti, 339 nucleotides. The record is from the annotation of a GenBank genome assembly. NCBI's taxonomy places the organism in Eukaryota, Metazoa, Platyhelminthes, Trematoda, Strigeidida, Schistosomatidae.